This is a messenger RNA of Exophiala aquamarina CBS 119918, 1002 nucleotides long. RefSeq lists its product as uncharacterized. Gene Ontology annotation, cellular component: cell cortex of cell tip; plasma membrane. Gene Ontology annotation, biological process: fungal-type cell wall organization. Bases 1 to 1002 code for a protein of 333 amino acids. NCBI's taxonomy places the organism in Eukaryota, Fungi, Ascomycota, Eurotiomycetes, Chaetothyriales, Herpotrichiellaceae. The transcript has 3 exons. The record is from RefSeq and is a predicted model, not a curated record.
AUGCCUCACAUUGUACUGUUGGGCAUCUCUUUCGUCCUAGCCACAACGACUGUCGCUUUAACACUCCUACUGGUUGUGGCUGGAACACGGCCUGACAUCGCACCUGGCUACUAUAUAAUAGCAUUAAAUACCUCCACAAUUGGACAGUCAUUGAUCCAAGUCGAACCGGCAGCAUCAGACUCAGGUGACCCGCUGGGCAUUCUUGACGACCUCUUGGGUGGCGCACUGUCAGAAAUCACUGAGUCCAUUGGGGACGGAAUAGGGGAUGUCGAAGCGGAAAUAGUGUCAAGAGUCACAGAUUUCUUCGGCGUUAGUGACUUCUACAAAGUCUUCCUUCGGAAUAUCUGCCAAGGGAAUUACUCCGACCCUGCCGAACCAAAUACAAGCGUUGUGAAUGAGUCUUGUCCUUCAUUCCGAGAUUCUGCGAAUAGUGUAAGCCACCUCACAUCGUCCAUCCCAUCCCAUUUCGUGAUUGGCACUGCGAAUGUGUCCAUUCCUCUACUGGGCCAGAUCUCGAAUUCUUUUGAUUAUGUCCAGUCCUUGGCCGAUAGCAUUGGUACCGCGCUUUUCGCAUUCCUUCUCAUCAGCCUUAUUAGCAGUUGUGUUGUGAUGAUCGGAUCCAUCCUGUGUUGCGUCUCCCGCGUCAGAAAUAUUUUCGUGCGUAUCAAUUUAUGCUUCUCUGCCCUUGGAGCACAUUUCUUGUUACUUGCUGCCAUUACUGUUACGGUCGUCGUCGAAGCAGUGGGCAGCUUCACGAAACAAUUCACGAGCACUAUAAAUAUCUAUGUUGAAGACGGUGACAAGUUUAUUGCAGUGGCCUGGAUUGCUGCCGCAUGUACAUUCCCCCUCCUAUUCCUUUGGUUUGCUGUCUGGUUCGUCGAGGUACGAACGUGGGCGCUGAGCAAAAGAAAAAGGGAGGCGCAAGAGAUCGGGAACUGGAAAGGCAUCUUUCGCGAAAUAUGGGGUGAUCUGAAGGGGAUUAAAAGGCAAAAGAACCAGUGA